AAGCACAUGCAAGGAGGAAAAGCCACAGAUACAGGACAGGGCUCGCACUUCCUCAGGGGGCUGCUGGCUGUGUCCUUGUUCCUCUCUCAGUAGAGCGGACAUAUUUAUCCGUCCUCAGCUUUAUUUUCACGCUUUUCAUCCUUUUAUUUCAUGCUGCCUUUCAUUACUGAGACAGAGGAAACCCUGAGGCUCCAGCCUCCUGUUGCACCUGCUCUCAGGACAACCAGAGAUUCUAGGUAUCAUCUCCUGGCCUCUGACAGCUCCUUGCAGAAGCAGCAUCCGUGAGGAUGGGGUAUCUGGUCGUGACAAGCUCCUGGCACAGCACAGAAUGCAUAGUAUGAUCAGCCCAGAUAUCAAGUCGGAAGUUCCUACAGGUUUGGACCCAGUUACACCACUGGAUCUAAGGACAGAUCUGAGAACAGUGAUGCCAAUUUUAGAUCCCAUGUUGCGGGAGAAGCAGCUGCAGCAGGAGCUCCUGUUAAUCCAGCAGCAACAGCAAAUUCAGAAGCAGCUGCUCAUUGCUGAGUUUCAGAAACAGCAUGAAAACCUCACCCGGCAACACCAGGCCCAGCUCCAGGAACACCUCAAGUUGCAGCACGAAUUACUGGCGAUGAAACAACAACAGGAGAUCUUAGAAAGAGAGAAAGAACAUAAAUUGGAGCAGCAGAGACAGGAGCAGGAAGCAGAGAGGCACCGGCGGGAGCAGCAGAUGAUGCACCCACGUCCAAAGGAGAGAGGCAAAGAAAGAGCUGUGGCCAGCACCGAGGUAAAGCUGAAGCUCCAAGAAUUCCUCCUGAGCAAAUCUGCAACGAAAGACAUUUUUACAAACGGAACCAAUCAUUCCAUAGGCCGCCACCCCAAGCUUUGGUACACGGCAGCACAUCAUACUUCAUUGGAUCAAAGCUCUCCUCCUCUCAGUGGGACCUCUCCAUCCUACAAAUAUCCUUUACCCGGGGCUCAAGACUGCAAGGACGAUUUUCCAUUACGAAAAACUGCUUCAGAACCCAACCUGAAGGUUCGGUCUCGGUUAAAACAAAAAGUAGCAGAGAGAAGAAGUAGUCCUUUGUUGAGAAGAAAAGAUGGAAAUGUCACAGGUUCAUAUAAGAAGAGAAUAUUUGAGGUGGCAGAGUCUUCAGUCAGUAGCAGCUCUCCAGUAUCAGGACCCAGUUCUCCAAGUAAUGGUCCAGUUAGCAUGGGUGUGGAAAACGAAAGCUCUGUCUUGCCAACUAACCCUCAUCCUGAGCAUUUGACCUCACAUCAACUUAUUCUACAUCAUGAGAAGUCAAUGAAUCUGCUAAGCUUAUACACAUCUCCUUCAUUACCCAACAUCACCUUGGCACUCCCUCCUGCUUCUCCUCAACUCAGUGCCUCAUCUUCAUUAAAAGAAAAACAAAAGAAUGAGCCUCAGGCGCCCAGGCAGGGGGUAACGCUCCCUGGACCCUACACAGGAGCCCUCCCUGUGUCUUCAGCUCACACACCGCUGGAGGGCAAGACCAACAGCAGCCACCAGGCCUUACUGCAGCACCUACUGCUCAAAGAACAAAUGCGGCAGCAGAAGCUUCUAGCCACAGGUGGAGCUCAGAUUCUUCAGGCCCCACUAACAUCAAAGGAUAGAGUUUCACCGGCUGGGAGGGUGGUUCACAAACUUCCCCGCCACAGACCCCUGCACAGGACGCAGUCUGCCCCCCUUCCUCAGAAUACCCUGGCGCAGCUCGUCAUUCAGCAGCAGCAUCAGCAGUUCCUGGAGAAGCAGAAAAAGUAUCAGCAGCAGAUCCAGAUGAACAAAUUGCUUUCCAAAUCUAUUGAACAACUUCGCCAACCCGGAAGUCAACUGGACGAAUCUGAAGAAGAACAUCACAGUGAUUAUACAAUGCGAGAAGAAAAGGUUUUAUCUACUGGAAACAUAAGAAGUCAUAGCAGCACUGAUCUCAGAACUGAACUCCUAAAGUCCGUGAAGGUGAAAGAAGAACCGCCAGACAGUGACGAUGACAUUCAAACACAUCCUGAGCCUAAUCCAAAAUCAGCCUUUGUACAACAGCAACAUAUUUUUCACACCCAAGAGGAGAACUUGCAGCCUGCUCGCAUUCUGUAAGUGGAGGACACUCUUUCUCAGUGUCUUAUAUUGUGACCACUCACUAAAAAUCACAGUGCUCCUUGGAACCUAUUUCCCAAAUCUUCUGCUUAUUCUGAAGAUCUCAGCUACUUUGGGACAUCAAGCUCCUGCUGACAGCAGCAAGUACAAAGACGACUUCUUUUUAUAGAACCAAGAACUUCAAAAAGAUUGUUCUACCAGCACUUACACCUGUACCUUUAACCCGAAAAGCCUUCAUUUUGGAUCUACUGUUUUCAUGAUGACUAUUUGUGCACGACUUGACAUUUUCAUGACUUGACAUUUCCUUUACAUUUUAUAUCCUCUUUUGAGACAUCCAUCAAGUCAUUUGAGGUUACAGAGUCAUUUAAGGUUACAACAUGUGAACAGAGCCCUCUCCUUACAUGGUUUUAUUCUGUAUGAGUAUGUCACAAACCCUAUUUUCUUCAAUGCUACCAAAAGAAUAAAGAUUAUAUUUGACUUUUUCUAGGACAAUUACAAAUUGAUUUAGUUAUAUUUAUUAUUGUCAUGGAAACCAUAUGUUCCUGAUACUUUUCAUGUAUGCCAUCAUUAUAACGCAUGCUUUCUUACAUAUCUCUUAAUACCGGGAGUUACCUAUAUACUGUACCUUCAUUAAAGGGGUUGUCCUCAGUUCCUUUUUGUUAGAAAGGUCCCAUGUAGAGAUGAGUGAAUUGAUUUAUAAGAAUCGCUUCCGCUUAUCAAGCAGAGUUCUGCACCUACAACAAGUUCUCCCUAAAGCUGAGGACGCGCCCCCUGCCGCUUGAUUGACAGACAUGGACAUCUCUACCAACCCUGACUAUCUCGCACCUGUACCGCUACUCUGUGUAUCUGUGUAAGCGUAGAGGCUCUCCACGACUAUGCGUGUCCCGCUAUACUUCCAGGCCGCUACUUCCAGUAGUUGAAGCAGAGCCUCUGCACUUGCGCCUCUACUUGGAGCAGCGGCACAAGGGCAAGAUUGUCAUCUCUGGCUGAAAUGUCCAGCCUCGUCAAUCAAGCGUUAGGGGGAAUGUCCUCAGCUUCAAGGAACCUCUGUCACCGUUGCAGAACUCUGCAUGAUGUGCUUGAUAAGACGAACCAAUUUAUAUGAAUAGGUUCGCUGAUCUCUUGUCCCAUGAUGACACAAGAUCAGAUGAACAUGGCUUUGUUAAUUUUGCGACAGCGCCACCAAAGGUGAAAUAAAGCAUUGAACAGUUCUUAUAGAAAGCAAUGGGCUGACCACAUAAUGCAGAGCUGUGGCGGGUCCUCCAAAGUGAGGGACACGCUUUGUAGCCUCUCUUUACACUGGCUGAUAGAUGAGAGUACUGAGCAGAGGACGCCCAUCUGAUUGAGUCAGAAGACUUGAUAACUUAGACAUCCAUAUUAAAUAAGCUGUUUUAUUACUUUAAUUAGCAAAGUGCCAGUUCGGACAUUUCAGCGUGUUCUGCCAAGGAUCUAUCUAUUGGCUUUAGGCUUGAUGUUUGUACUUUUACACAAUGAAGGCUGAUUAUGGUCAGUGUCCACAGAAAUUCACGUCAUGACUAAAUAAAUAAUAGUCGUUCAUUUCUAAUGUUUUGGCUCUUGAUUUACUGCAUAAAAUGACUGCACACAAGGUGCUUGUUAAAUAAAGGCGCAGCUUCUACCAUGGAAAUAAAGUAGUACAGACUCCUUGUGGAAGAAGCUCACCUGUCCUGCUAAGUCAUUCAAAACUAUGCUGAUUUUUUAAAUUAUAAUAAUCUUGAUAUUAAAGAGGACCUGUCACCUUUCCUGACAUGUCUGUUUUAGUUACUACUUGCUUUCCCUGUGUGAUAACAAUGCUGGAGCAUCUAUUCUUAUGACUCUAUGAUGUGCCAUCCCUCUGUUAUUCCUAUUAGACAUUUAUAAAUUAAUUGCCAGCAGUCUGCAGUAAAAGACCAGCCGGGUGUUACUAGUUGGGGAAAUGUCCCUGCACAGUCUGACAAUAGAAGCACGGAUUAGAUAGUGCAGAUAGUUACCUUAACUGGUAACACCCAGCUGUACCUUCGGUGCAAUAUCACAGCAUAGAGUCAUUACAUGCUGUAGAAUUGCUACUACGUGAGGAAUGCAAGUAGUUACUCAAACAGACAUGGCAGGAGAGGCAACAGGUGCUCUCUAAAGUCAGUAUGGCUCAAUUACUCAUUUAGGGCUCAUGCACACGACCGUAUAUAUAUUUUGCGGUCCGCAAAAAAACAGGUCCUCAAAAAAUAUGGAUGACGCACCGGUGUGCAUUCCGUAUUUUGCAGAACGGAACAGCUGGCCCCUAAUAGAACAGUCCUAUCCUUGUCUGUAAUGCAGACAAUAAAAGGUCAUGUUCUAUUUUUUUGCGGAACCGAAAUACGGACAUGAGGAAAUGAAAUGCACACGGAGUAACUUCCGUUUUUUUUUUGUCGACCCAUUGAAAUGAAUGGUUCCACAUACGGUCCGCAAAAAAGAUGGAAUGGACACGGAAACAAAAUACAUUUGUGUGCAUGAGCCCUUAGAUUGAGGUUUCCCACCUCAGUAAAAUGUCUGCCAGAGUAAGAUGUGGCUAAUUUAUUAAGAGGUGCUUCAUUGGUGUCUGUGCAUCAGAAACGUAAACCUAUGCCAGCUAGGAGCUGGUGUAGAUUUUAUUUAUAAUUUACGCUAUUUUUCUGAGGUAAAUGAUUGUAAAUGUGACGGACAGUGGUGACCAUGCCCACAAAAACUAGCAUACGAGUUGUAAAUGACCCCCUAAUGUCUUUUGCCCUUGUUUGAAUUGGAAGAGUCAAGUGUGGCCACCCAUGUGCUUCUCUCAUCUGUCCCAUUCACCAUGGAGGGUGUCUGUGCAUACACGACCACCCUUGUGUUGUGAACAAGAGACAUGAGACCUACAUUCUCCAUAUGAUAGAGCCAUAUAUUUGUGCAACAAGCUGUGUAUUAUACCUGCUGAAUGGUACAUCAAUGGAAGAACAGGUCUGGGGCUGCAUACGUUCCUUGGACCAUCACUUUCCCACCACUGUUCCAUUGAAG
Messenger RNA from Bufo bufo (common toad), 5092 nucleotides. RefSeq names its product histone deacetylase 9 (gene HDAC9). Gene Ontology annotation, molecular function: histone deacetylase activity. Bases 329 to 2092 code for a protein of 587 amino acids. The transcript is spliced from 14 exons. NCBI's taxonomy places the organism in Eukaryota, Metazoa, Chordata, Amphibia, Anura, Bufonidae. Gene Ontology annotation, cellular component: histone deacetylase complex. The record is from RefSeq and is a predicted model, not a curated record. Gene Ontology annotation, biological process: chromatin organization.